AAACGCUGUACACUAUUGGUUAAAACGGACAAAGCUUAUGUCGGUAUGUUCAUAUCAGUGUUAUCAGUAACAAAAUAAAUAAAAACAUUUGUAAUAUAAUAAUCAACAAUUACAAUUUAUUAAAGCGGAGUAUUAGAGUAUAUUUUAUUUUCCGGCUUUUUUUGUUGUUGUUGUUGUUGUUAUUGACGUGUUGCUUUCACUUCCGUUUUAUCCAUCAUGUCUCUUAACCGCAAGGACGAUAAAUUGAAACGCUUGCGUGCUUCUAAUAUUACUGAGGAUGAGAAGGCGUUAAUCCUACAUUGUUACAAAAGUGAAAAAAUCUUGAACAAGCUACAGGUAUGUUAAUUGUAUUAGAUAUAAGUAAUCAGUAGUAUAUCAGUAUUUCUAAGCUAGAACUAAGUAUUUAAUCUAUCAAUAAAAAGUCAGCAUAAAUCACUGUUCUGUAAUAUCAAGAAAAGUAUUAAAAUACUUUAAAAUAAUGUCUAUUGCACAGUUUAUCAAUAUUUAUAAUUUAGAUAAAAUAGAUUAGAAACAAUUUAAAUCCGGCUAUUCGAGACUAAAAUAAUGAAAAUUAGGCACACCUGAAAUAAUUAUUUAAUAUUAUUUUAAUUUGCUAGUUUUUUUUAUAGCUUAGUAUAGACCAUUCAGGUGUUUAAUUGCAACCACCACUUCCGUCCAUUUGUUUCUAUCCGUGGCUAACUCUUCGCCAUUCACUUUUCCCAGUAUGACUAGGUCUUUAUGAACUCUGUCUAUCCAUCUUUAUCUUGCACAGCCGAGUGGCCUUUUGCUCAUCGACUUCCAGCUGGUUCUCGACUUCGCCAUACACGCCCUGCACAGCUUAUCCUAUUACUUUUCAUUGUAGUUAUUAUUAAUGAAUCCUCGAACAUGACUUUAACUUUUUCAUUUUAUUGUUGCUCAUAUUAUCCCAUGUUUUGGUUUCUCCUGGGGUCAUCGGGCAUAUCCUUCCUUUGUAUUAAGUUAGUUUAGAUCUGAUUGAAACUAGUUUAGAUUUCAAUAUUAUUUUGAUUUAUUAGUUUAUUUACUUAUCUAUUUUUUUAAAUUAUAAAUUUGUUAAAAAUGAAAAACAAAACAUACACAAUUUAUUGUAAUUAAUAUUAUCAACAUAUUGAAUACAGGUAUUUCCAAUACAUUUUUUUUUAAGAUUUAAAGUUUACAUUAGAUAUAUUUACAACAUAAUUAUUUUUUUAUUUUAUUCUCCAGUAUUUAUAAUUUAUAAUAUAAUAAAUUAGGUAAAUAAACUUAAAACCACACAACUAUGUUUUUUUUUUUAUAUAUGUGGUCCAUUGAUUUAUUCAGUUAAUUUUUAUUUUCAGAUUGAUUACCAAAAAAUUUUGAUUGAAAAUUUAUUGGCCAAAAGAAAAGAAGAAAACGAGCUGUACAAAUUAAAAAGAGAAAAGCUUUUGUUAAAAAUUAAUAAGUUUAAAAAAUGAACUAGUCAAAAUCAUGUACACAUAUUGUAUAUAUAUGUAUUAUCUUUUAUAAUCAUUCUAUCACAAUAUGUGUCUUUUAAAAAGUAGUUGUUUGUUUUUUGUUAUUAUAAUAAUUCAAAUUUAACUAUUCAUUUUU
Messenger RNA from Cinara cedri, 1587 nucleotides. The record is from the annotation of a GenBank genome assembly. NCBI's taxonomy places the organism in Eukaryota, Metazoa, Arthropoda, Insecta, Hemiptera, Aphididae.